AAUGACUUGUUUGGGUUGGCUGCCGUGGCUGCUGGCUGCUCUCGUCGCAGGGCCCGAGGGACUGGUCCCGGUCUGGGAGCGGAUCCGCGCUAAUUGCGGGCCGGGAGGAGCGGGCUUGGCCCGCAGCCCGGCCGGUGGGCACGGCCAGCCCGGCGCAUCCCCGCCUCGGGCACUGCCCCCGGGAGCUCGGAGCUCCUCCGGAGCGCUGAGCACGACAUCCUAGCUGUGAGUCAGGUGCCUGCUCGGAGAUAACCCGGGUUAGGUGAGCGGCUAGAGCAGAUUGCUGUAGUUCGUCUGGCGGGGAUGAAUGGGGACGGCAGGAGCACCAGGUGAUGGGCUUUGCACCAGCAGCACAGGCGGCUGUCACACAACUCAUCCCCCUCACAAGAAGCUUCACAAGAAGUUGCAGGGUGAUGCCUUUGUGAACAGCCAGGAAUGGACACUGAGCCGAUCUGUGCCGGAGCUGAAAGUGGGGAUCGUGGGUAACCUGGCCAGUGGGAAGUCAGCGCUGGUGCAUCGCUACCUGACGGGCACCUAUGUGCAGGAGGAGUCCCCUGAAGAUAUGGAUGCAGGUGGGAGAUUCAAGAAGGAGAUAGUGGUUGAUGGACAAAGCUACCUGCUGCUGAUCAGAGAUGAAGGAGGCCCUCCAGAGGCACAGUUUGCCAUGUGGGUGGAUGCUGUUAUCUUUGUGUUCAGCUUGGAGGAUGAAGUCAGCUUCCAGACUGUUUACCACUACUACAGCCGCAUGGCCAACUAUCGCAACACCAGUGAGAUCCCCAUGGUGCUGGUGGGCACCCAGGAUGCCAUCAGCUCCACCAACCCCCGUGUCAUCGACGAUGCCAGAGCCAGGAAGUUGUCCAAUGACCUCAAGAGAUGCACUUACUACGAGACCUGUGCCACCUACGGCCUCAACGUGGAGAGAGUCUUCCACGACGUUGCCCAGAAGAUCGUUUCCACCAAGAAGAAGCAGCAGCUCUCAAUCGGACCCUGCAAAUCUCUACCCAACUCUCCGAGCCACUCCUCCGUGUGUUCUGCCCAGGUUUCUGCCGUACAUAUCAGCCAGACCAGUAAUGGAGGAGGGAGUUUAAGUGAUUAUUCCUCCUCUGUCCCAUCAACUCCAAGCACCAGCCAGAAGGAGCUGCGGAUUGAUGUUCCUCCCACUGCCAACACACCAACUCCUGUCCGUAAACAGUCCAAGCGGCGAUCCAACCUCUUCACGUCUCGGAAAGGGAGUGACCCAGACAAAGAGAAGAAGGUCCUGGAGAGCAGAACAGACAGCAUUGGAAGCGGCCGUGCAAUCCCAAUUAAACAGGGGAUGCUGCUGAAGCGGAGUGGCAAGUCCCUGAACAAGGAGUGGAAGAAGAAAUACGUGACACUGUGUGACAAUGGUGUGCUGACCUACCAUCCCAGCCUGCACGAUUACAUGCAGAAUGUUCAUGGCAAAGAGAUUGACUUGCUGAGAACCACGGUGAAGGUCCCUGGGAAGAGGCCACCCCGAGCCACAUCAGCCUGUGCCCCCAUCUCCAGCCCCAAAACCAACGGCCUCUCCAAAGACAUGAGCAGUUUACACAUCUCGCCAAAUUCAGGGAACGUGACUACUAGCACAUCUGUGUCUCAGAUGGCCAGUGGGAUCAGUCUGGUGUCCUUCAACAGCCGCCCGGACGGUAUGCACCAGCGCUCCUACUCGGUCUCCAGUGCAGAUCAGUGGAGCGAGGCCACAGUCAUUGCCAACUCUGGCAUUAGCAGUGACACCGGCCUGGGAGAUUCGGUGUGCUCCAGCCCCAGCAUAUCCAGCACCACCAGCCCCAAACUGGACCCCCCUCCUUCCCCCCACGCCAACAGAAAGAAGCACCGCCGGAAGAAAAGCACAAGCAACUUCAAAGCUGAUGGCAUCUCGGGCACGGCUGAAGCCAAACGCAAAGCUUGGAAACUAAACCGUGUUGGUAGCCUGCGAAAUAUUUACAGCAGCAGCAGCACCAACACCGAAGAACAAGAAGAAAACUUUGAGUUUAUCAUCGUCUCUCUCACGGGCCAGACUUGGCACUUCGAAGCAACCACCUAUGAAGAGAGGGAUGCAUGGGUCCAAGCCAUAGAGAGCCAGAUCCUGGCCAGUUUACAGUCCUGUGAGAGCAGCAAGAACAAGUCUCGCCUGACGAGCCAGAACGAGGCCAUGGCCCUGCAGUCCAUCAGGAACAUCAGAGGCAAUUCCCACUGCGUGGACUGCGAGGCACAGAACCCCGACUGGGCCAGCCUGAACCUGGGAGCCCUCAUCUGCAUCGAAUGCUCAGGGAUCCACCGCAACCUCGGCACGCACCUGUCCCGGGUGCGCUCCCUGGACCUGGACGAUUGGCCCAUCGAGCUCAUCAAGGUCAUGUCAGCCAUUGGCAACGAGCUGGCCAACAGUGUGUGGGAGGAGAACAGCCAAGGCCACGUGAAGCCUUCCCCAGACUCCACCAGGGAAGAAAAAGAGCUCUGGAUCCGCGCCAAGUACGAGCAGAAGCUGUUCCUCGCCCCGCUGCAGUGCCUGGAGCUGUCUCUGGGCCAGCACCUGCUGAGGGCCACGGCCGAGGAGGACUUGCGGGCGGUGAUCCUGCUGCUGGCCCACGGCACGCGGGACGAGGUGAACGAGACCUGCGGGGACGGGGACGGGCGCACGGCCCUGCACCUGGCCUGCCGCAAGGGGAGCGUGGUGCUGCUGCAGCUGCUCAUCUGGUACGGCGUGGACGUGAUGGCGCGCGACGCCCACGGGAACACGGCGCUGGCCUACGCGCGCCAGGCCUCCAGCCAGGAGUGCAUCGACGUGCUGCUGCAGUACGGCUGCCCCGACGAGCGCUUCGCCCUCAUGGCCACCCCCAACCUGUCCAGGAAGAACAACAACCGCAACAACGGCGGCGGGAGGAUGCCCACCAUCAUCUGAGGGGAGCGAGCUCGCGCGCCG
Molecule: messenger RNA, 2938 nt
Organism: Ficedula albicollis (Collared flycatcher)
Lineage: Eukaryota; Metazoa; Chordata; Aves; Passeriformes; Muscicapidae
Gene: AGAP1
Product: ArfGAP with GTPase domain, ankyrin repeat and PH domain 1
Exons: 20
Coding region: 308-2917 (869 amino acids)
Cellular component (GO): nucleus
Molecular function (GO): GTP binding; protein binding; GTPase activator activity
Source: RefSeq, a predicted model, not a curated record